CACCUGAGUCAGUCGGUGACUUCAAAAUCCAACAUGGCGUCCGUCCGUUCUGGCGUCUCUGCCUAUACUGGCUAUAGUGAAUCGCAAUCGCAAUGGACAGCGCACACGUUGAUGUCGCAGUCGAUGCUGCCGGCGGCAACGGCAGAAGACAGAUUAAAUUCCUUUAAAAAGUUCUGUUACAACCCCGACGAUGGGACGGUGAUGGGAUUCACGGCAGUCCAUUGGGUGUUCCGCUUCCUGUUUUAUUUGGCCUUCUACGUCGGGCUGGGAUUAUUCUUUGCGGCUAACCUGGGCAUUUUCUUUGUCAUUCUGGACUGGAACUUCCCCACGAUGCAGGGAGUAGACAGCCUCCUGAAAGUUCCAGGUAUUGGCUUCCGUCCCAUGCCUGACUCCAUGUCGACUGUGAUUCGCUUCGUGAAGGGUGAUGCGUCCACGUACACCCAGUACCUUGACCAUCUGGAAGCUUACUUGAGAUAUUACGAGAACGAGAACCAGCAGGGUGAAAACUACAUUGACUGCAGCGAGAUACGAGAGCGUCGAACAACACAACCGGACAAAGUUUGCCGCUUUGAUAUCCAGCUGCUUGGAGCCGACUGUGUGAAGCAACAGAACUUCGGGUUUGAUGAUGGACAACCCUGCAUAUUGCUCAAGUUGAACAGGAUCUUUGCUUGGGAACCUGAGGAGUUCUCAAAUGCAACAGUUCCGGAUGAGAUCCGAGACGUAUGGAGUCAGUGGUCUAUCAUCGUUACGUGUGAUGGAGAGAACCCUGUGGAUCGGGAAAGUAUGGGUCCCUUGACGUAUCAUCCCGAAAAUGGCUUCCACUUUAAGUAUUUCCCCUUCCGGAACCAGCAAGGAUAUCGUUCCCCACUGAUGUUUGUGCGCUUUGAGGAACCCCGGCCUGGAGUUUUGUUAAUGAUAACCUGCAAAGCCUGGGCCAGAAACAUCUACCACAAUCGUAAUGAGAUGGUGGGCCAAGUACAUUUUGAGCUACUUGUAGACUGAGAGGAUAGCAAGGUCAUUUUAAUCAUUUAGAGUUAUCUACCCUUGUUCACCUUUGUUUCAAAUGAUGUUGUCCCUAGUGGCAUUGUUUCAGCAAAAGAUGAUUUUUUUUGUGGAGAUAGAAAUGAAAAAAUGAAAAAGAAGUUGUUGGUAAUCUUCAGAAAGUGCUUUGGAUUAAUUUGAGGGGGAUUCAUUGGUUUAUUUGUUAAAAUAAUUCAUGAUAUUCUUUGAUAAAAAUAUUCUAUUUGACAGUUUUAGUGGGGUGUAAUCAAACUGGUUCAAACAUCCCAUUUGAUUAGAUCUGUUUUCAUCACCAGUCAGUUUGGUACCAAAUAUUCAAUGUAGAUAUAGUACAAGAUGAGACCAACUUAACUGUCAUAUCAGUCAUUUUUCCCAUCCAUGUAACCUCAUUAGCAAGAAGUAGUAACAGUGUACAGGUGUGUUCCAUUUAAGCUGAAACUUCAGAACGGCUAGAAACUAUAGCUCCUGUGUGCCUUGUUAAUAUUAACUUUGAAAAUGAUUCAUUCAUUUUUACAAUAAUUAAGAAAUGAUGACUUACCUCAUUAUCAUUGAGACAUAUAAUCAUCUAAAGGACUCGUGUGGGAAUUCGUGAUGGUAUGGGUCUUGAUCCAUUCUUGUACAAACCAGUAGUUGUUUGCAGGAAUGCGCAAUUCUGAUUAAAAUAAUAAAACGCCUUUUUAUUUUAGAAUAUUGUUAUUUUAAUCAGAACCUCUGAUUCCUGUGACAUUAGAAACAGUGCUUGUAGUCAUCAGACGUCCCAGCAGCCUCCAUGUUUACAACCACUGGAUGUAUAACACCAUUUGCCAAGUAACAGCUUACCGUAUUCGACGUAAUAAGCGCUCCACUCUAAUAAGCACCCAAGACGAUAUUUGCUGAUAUAUUGACCCAAAUUUAUUUGUGUAUAAUUCACACUUGUGUUUUAUAUCCACCCUUAAUUAUGGGCAAUUAAAUUCUGGAAAAAUAUAUCUGUCGUAUAUAUAGCUGUCAGCAUAAACCACGAAAUUAACAAUCUUUCAACUCUGUUUUUUCACCAAAAUAAUAUUCUAAUAAGAGCCACCUAUUUCUAAUUUUGAGAGUGCCCUGGACGCUUAUUAUGUCGAAUACGGUUCAUUAAACUUGAAAAAGGACCCUUUAAUUUGUGUGAAUAAGGUCAGACUUCUUUCUUGCUUUACAAAUAAAUCUUCUCUAAAUAUUUGAAAAAAUGAUGUGAUGAAUUGAAAGUGUUUAAUUUAACAUCUUAAUUUUUGACUCACCUUGAAAAUCUCUUGAAAAAACAUGAACUUUGUGUUGUAUAGCGCUAUCGAUCCAAUUUUGAAAUAUUGCGAAAUCCAUAAAUCAAGAGAAUGACUGGCGAUCUAUUGUACAACAUUAUCAGUGGUUGAGCAUCGGUGGCUUUGGGUUGUGGAAUCACCAGGGAGAAGAACGGAUUGUCUAGGAGAGGAAACUCCUAUUCUGACUGUUUGUAGAGGGACUUCAAUGAAAAGUAUAUUCAAUCAUUUCAUUGUAUCACUUACUGUCGCGAGUAUGCGGCAUGUUGUCCGCGGAUAUCCCAUAGGGUCAAGCAAGUGUUAAAAAUAUUGGUAUAUCCUUGAAGCUGAUGUUAAGACUCAUGAUUUAUGAUGUUGCUGAAAUAGAUUUCUAAUUUCUCAUGACACACCAGAUCCUAAACUUUUCUGGCCUAUAAUUGUUCCGAUUAUUGUACGCAUGCCAAAGGUCACAUGGCACAAAAUUAAGUUCACUUUCAUGAUUUAUCAAAUACUAAAAAAUAUAGUUUUCCCCCCCCCAUCCAGCCAAUGGAAAAAAUGUCACGAGAAAAGGAGUAUUUGUGUAACUGUCCUUUCAACAAAAAUCUACGCAUCCAGUAAUCUGGUAAUCUACAUUGUGAAGGCCGUUGAUGUUCAGUCCUUGCAAAGUCUUCUAAUGAGUGCAUUCCAGGCCAACUUUGAAUGAAAAUGCAACUGAAUUUUGGAUUUUACUGCCUUGGGAAUUGUUUGGCAUAAUUGUUUUAAAUCUUUGGGGAAACAUUUUACUUAUGUAGAUUUGAGGUAUUCUGACAUAUUUACAUAUAAGUUGGACAAAAUUGCCAAUGUCUUGCUAUGAUACUGUUGUAAUAUUAUUAAUUAAAGACAAGUGUAUUUUAGUAGACCAAUUCUUGAUAGUCUGUCAAAUGAACAAACAUUACUUUUGCAUUUGCUUGAACAAUAAUUAAAUGUAAUUGUAAAUGUAACAAUAUUCAUCUUGUAGUCCAUAUGGCAAAUUAGUUAAGAGAUUGAGUUAGACUUUGAUGAUUUUAAGUGAAUGAUUUGUACCUAGUCUGAAUUUUGUAACCAUAAAAAUAUAAACCACUUGUUUGUCUUGUCCAGACUGUAUUUGCGACUGCUGUCAUCACAGACCUGUAGGUCCGUGCUGUCCUACAGCUUACACAUUGCAGAGUGACGAGCUGAGUGGCAUCAAUACAUUGUAGCGGUAUGGAAGGAUGUUUCUUGUUGAUGGACAGGUGUGAAGAUAUAUACGUUUCUUCAUGAUCUGUCCAUGCCCUUGUUAUUACUGGUUGGAAUUCCUAUAUUUUUCUUCCCAUUACUGACUGUACAUACAACUAUACCAAUCAUCAGUGACUGUAUAUAUGCAAUUAGGCCCAUGAGUAAACUUAAUAAUCACAGCAGAAAUAAACAUAUUUGUAAAUAUUUUAUAUACAUUUAAUAAUAAACAUUUUAUAUCAAAUA
Molecule: messenger RNA, 3743 nt
Organism: Haliotis rufescens (red abalone)
Lineage: Eukaryota; Metazoa; Mollusca; Gastropoda; Lepetellida; Haliotidae
Product: sodium/potassium-transporting ATPase subunit beta-like
Exons: 6
Coding region: 34-1002 (322 amino acids)
Biological process (GO): intracellular sodium ion homeostasis; potassium ion import across plasma membrane; sodium ion export across plasma membrane
Cellular component (GO): sodium:potassium-exchanging ATPase complex
Molecular function (GO): ATPase activator activity
Source: RefSeq, a predicted model, not a curated record